AUGAUCCUCCUCGCCUUCUUUGUACUCCUCGGCACCUUUCCUGUGUAUGGAAAUACCAAUAUGCUAUCAGAUUCGAACCGCAACCCGUCGUGUAUCAAAACGAUCUAUCAUGCAUUCAACAUGAGGAUCAAUUCUCUUCAUGACAAGCUUGAUUCCCUGCGAAACACUGGAUAUGAUGCAAUUCAGCUGUCUCCCUUACAGAAGUCCAUUCAUAUGGCGAAUGCGGGAUUCGAAUGUGGGUCUGAGUGGUGGGCUCGAUACCAGCCUGUAAGCCAUGAGCACAUCGAGGGCCUUGGCAGUUUGGAAGAUCUUCAGCGACUGUGCAACAAUGCUCGGGAGAAAGGAAUGAUCGUCAUUGCCGAUGUAGUUUUCAACCAUAUGGCGGUUGUUGCGAGCAGAGAUGAGUGGCACAGGUCGGAGAAGGAUUCAAAACACCGUGAACAUCUCCUGAAGCGUCUAGAGGAGAGGUUUGCUCCGCUCACUCGUGCAGACUUUCACCCAUGGAAGGAUUGCAGCAGGGACCCUGAUUGGGACAACGAGAACAGGUUCGAGGGGUGGGGAGCAGGCGAGUGGUCGGAUUUGAAGCCAACAGAGAAGGUGUUGAGCAUCCACAAGAAGCACCUGGAUGUCCUCAUGUCUGCAGGAGUGCGGGGGUUCCGUUUUGAUGCUGCCAAGCACAUCAGGCCCUCUACUCUGAAGCUCUACGUGGAUCACAUCAGGUCGAAGCAAGCUGACUGCUUCAUCUACUUCGAAGUGCUCUCGGGCGAUCCCAACAUGCAUGCAGAGACCAUGAGCAUCGCCGAGUCCACGGAUUUCCUCCUGUGCUGGAGGCUGAGGGACAUCAUCCUUGGCCAGAACAGCAGGAUGUUGCACGACCUGCCCGAGCUCUCCCCCUACAGCGUACGCUUCGCCAGGAACCACGACACGAUCAUGAACCAGGAGAUGGCUCACUCCAUGGGCUACAGAAGGGACGAUCACAGGUGUAUCCUAGCAUGGGUUAUCAUCAUGGCGAUCGAUACAGGAACCGUUCUGGUCUUCCCCGAGGAUCACGACUUUCACCAUCAGGACAAGCAGCCAGUGAAGAAGGCCAUCGCGUUCCGCAAAGAGAUGUACCUUCGGCAGGCACCUCCGCAUCGGCUGCACUUCUUCAACGCGACAGACACCCCGCCUGCGGAUGAAAAACAUGCUCCUCCCUGCCAGAGUGCUACGGCGGAGCAAGAGGAAUUGAUGAAGGACUGCGCAGAGCUGGAGAGUUUUGCUGCUCAAGCACAGCGACAGCGCGUCAAGAGGAUUAUGCUGGAUCAUGUCAGCUCCAUGCGAGCACAUUUGCAGCAUGAAGACAGCAAGAGGCUACACAAGAGAAAGCAUCAUUCCAUCAACGAUUGCCGCGUACAUGACCAAGUUGUUGCCAUGACGAGGGGCGAACAUGGCUUCAUCCUGAUGAACAUGUCAAAGAAAUGGGCCGAGCUGAAGAGCAUGGCGUUUGAGGGCUCUGAGCUCGUCGGACAUUACAAGGAGCAAGUUUUCGGCUUCGGCAUAGAGAUUGAUGAAGCGCAUGCUGUAUCGUCAUGGGCAGGAACGCGAGGAGGCAGCAUCAAGAUUGGCCCGCAGACAGCACUGAUCUUCAUCAAGCAGAAGUAG
Guillardia theta CCMP2712 is the source of this 1641-nucleotide messenger RNA. RefSeq lists its product as hypothetical. Lineage: Eukaryota; Cryptophyceae; Pyrenomonadales; Geminigeraceae. Gene Ontology annotation, molecular function: cation binding; alpha-amylase activity. Gene Ontology annotation, biological process: carbohydrate metabolic process. The coding region runs from base 1 to 1641 and encodes 546 amino acids. The record is from RefSeq and is a predicted model, not a curated record. The transcript is spliced from 2 exons.